AGACCCCCCAGCUGUUCACGGUGGUCCCCGAAAAACGAACGGCGACCGUGGGAACGGCCAUGAUGGGAUCCACGCACAUCUACGACAUGUCUGCGGUGAUGGGCCGCAAGGGGCCGGUGGCAGAGGCUCAGGGCGUGGAGGUGGCGCUGGCCCCCGAGGAGCUGGAGCUGGACCCCACGGCCAUGACGCAGAAAUACGAGGAGCACGUGCGGGAGCAGCAGGCGCAGGUGGAGAAGGAAGAUUUCAGCGACAUGGUGGCCGAGCACGCGGCCAAGCAGAAGCAGAAGAAGCGGAAGGCGCAGCCCCAGGACGCUCGCGGGGGUGGCAAGAAGUACAAGGAGUUCAAGUUUUAGACGUCACCGCUGUCCCCUCGCUGUCCCCUCGCUGUCCCCUCGGUG
This is a messenger RNA of Sturnus vulgaris (Common starling), 398 nucleotides long. The record is from RefSeq and is a predicted model, not a curated record. NCBI's taxonomy places the organism in Eukaryota, Metazoa, Chordata, Aves, Passeriformes, Sturnidae.